UAAAAAUAAAACUACCAUGGAGAGAGCAUUCCGCGAUUAGAUCGGCAAAUGUUUUAUCUACUAUUCUGAAUCAUUUUCAUUGACGAAUGCUUUUAGAAAAUGAAGUACAACUUUUUGACUAUACCGAUCCUCGUAGGGAUUACUAUUUUUUUAUUUUUAAUGUCUUAUAGUUAUUUUUCCUCUAUACGGUCUGCGUGGCAACAAUCCCCUGAUUUGCGGUCACAACAAAGUGAAAUGCGAAAUAUUUUAAAAAUGCUACAGUCGGUCGAUUUCGAAGUUUUUGGUAUUGUUCAAGGUGUGUUCUUUAGGAAAUAUACCAGAGAUAAAGGUAAAGAAUUAAAUUUGAAAGGAUGGUGUAUGAAUACUUCAAAAGGAACUGUUGUUGGAACUAUGCAAGGAAAAGAAGAAAAUAUUGAAGAAAUGAAAGACUGGCUAAGGCAUACUGGAAGUCCUAUGUCUAAGAUUGAAAAAUGUUUAUUUACAAAUGAAAGGCAUAUCUCGAAAGAAGAAUUUUCUGAUUUCUUCAUAAAACAUUAGUCAACAAAUGUGAACUCUAAGCACUCUAUUUUUAAAGGAGAUAAAAUGUACAGUAAAUGAGUGCUGGUUUCUUUACUGGUUUCCAUCUUUGAUGAAGAAGAUAUUGUGAUAAAUUUGCAUUUGUGUGAAUGAUGCAUGGAUUUAUUUAUUUGAAUGUUAAUAACAAAAUCCUUUAAUGUCAGUUUCAUUUGUAGAAACUAAUACAAUGAGAUAAACAUUUAAGGGAUAUAUUUUUGAAAUUUUUUAUUUGUUAUUUAUUUGGUUUAAAAAUUACGUUAUUGUUUUAUUUUUCAAAAACCAUGUAGUUGUAAAAUGACCUUGCUUUUCAUUAUAAGAAUGCUAUGAAUGGAAUGAUAUAUUUCUAUAUGCAAGAAUGAAUAUUUGUAAAUUUCAAAGUUUAAUCCCAAAGUGAUAAAGAUUUAUAGUGAGAUAAUAAUAUUUAUGAUGAGAUUAACUUAGUUUUCAGACUAUUAAAACAAAAUAAAACUGAGCCAAUUUUGAACAAUGAUUGCUUUUGUAAUGUAUACAUUGUCCUACAUAUUUAUUUUCACUAAUGAACUUCUGGAUUGUUGUUUAGAAUAUAUUGCCUCCUUCCUUUUAUGACAUGUACAAAGUAUUAUGUUACAAACAAGUUAUGUUUUUUAUCUUGUUGCAAUUGAAUAAAAAAUUUUCAUUUUA
Molecule: messenger RNA, 1215 nt
Organism: Argiope bruennichi
Lineage: Eukaryota; Metazoa; Arthropoda; Arachnida; Araneae; Araneidae
Product: acylphosphatase-2-like
Exons: 6
Coding region: 100-537 (145 amino acids)
Molecular function (GO): acylphosphatase activity
Source: RefSeq, a predicted model, not a curated record